UCUUGAGAGAAUGGACAACGUCAACCAAUCUGUCACCACUGGAGUUUCCUCUACGACUGCAUCCAUCGCAAGUAACUGCAUCACAAACAGUAAUCCAACUGCACAUGCAGCCAGCAUCCCGUCGCUGGCUAGUAAUGCCUCAACAUCGGCUACCAUGGUGACCCCAUCAUCCGACACGUCCGUAUCCAACGGUGUCUAUGUUCCUGGAGGCAUUUCCAAUGGUGAUAUGAAGCCAUCCCUUUCCACCACACCCCUGGCAGACUUCCUUAUGCAACUGGAAGACUACACUCCCACGAUUCCCGAUGCGGUCACAGGUUACUACCUCAACCGGGCUGGCUUUGAGGCAUCUGAUCCAAGAAUAAUUCGUCUCAUUUCCCUAGCAUCUCAGAAGUUCAUAUCCGACAUCGCCAACGAUGCCCUUCAAUACUGUAAAAUGAAGGGCACUGCUUCCGGAAGUUCAAGAAAUAAGACUAAGGAUAAGAAGUACACUUUGACCAUGGAGGACCUAAGUCCAGCCCUCACUGAAUACGGAGUUAACGUCAAGAAACCUUAUUACUUCACAUAAGAUGCCCCUAGUUUUCUGCUUUUGCUAGUUUAUUUACUCUCUGACCCGCUAUUGCUUGUAAAGGCCUUUUGCAAAUUACAAUUUGUUAAUCAGGGUGCUUUAUUAGACUAUGUAAUGCAUUUGCAGACACUUUUACUCUUUGUUUUCCAUAUGUUUUGUUUAGCAUACUUGCAUACAAUGAGAGAAGUUGUACAAUUACCAUGUUUUAUCGAAAAUAAUAAAAGCCCUCCCAUUAAACCAAA
Molecule: messenger RNA, 807 nt
Organism: Gadus macrocephalus (Pacific cod)
Lineage: Eukaryota; Metazoa; Chordata; Actinopteri; Gadiformes; Gadidae
Gene: taf10
Product: TAF10 RNA polymerase II, TATA box binding protein (TBP)-associated factor
Exons: 5
Coding region: 11-565 (184 amino acids)
Biological process (GO): transcription initiation at RNA polymerase II promoter
Cellular component (GO): SAGA complex; transcription factor TFIID complex; nucleus
Molecular function (GO): promoter-specific chromatin binding; RNA polymerase II general transcription initiation factor activity
Source: RefSeq, a predicted model, not a curated record